AUGUCAAUGCACAAUCACGGUUCGAACCUCGCCACUAUAUCCUCAAUUGGUAUUCUCCCUGACCACGUAGUAGCAAUUUAUCAUCGACUACUGAAAAAGUGCCUACAGCUCCCCGCGUGGCAUUCAAAACUCCCAUUGUUACGAAGAUUCGAUCCGAUCUCAACGAAUCGAAGCCAGGAAGAGCCAAGGCGAAAGGACGGUGCUGUGUCGAAUGUGGCUCAAACAGGAAAAUUUCCCUUGAAGACUGAACUUCAGAACUGA
This is a messenger RNA of Cylicocyclus nassatus, 261 nucleotides long. NCBI's taxonomy places the organism in Eukaryota, Metazoa, Nematoda, Chromadorea, Rhabditida, Strongylidae. The record is from the annotation of a GenBank genome assembly.